Molecule: messenger RNA, 219 nt
Organism: Strongylus vulgaris
Lineage: Eukaryota; Metazoa; Nematoda; Chromadorea; Rhabditida; Strongylidae
Source: the annotation of a GenBank genome assembly
AUGUCGGUAAUAAUUCGUUUGCAAUUGUUACCGCUAUCCGCCGCUGCCGCUGAUGUGAGAGCAUUCUUCUCCGGUCUGCGAAUUCCUGAUGGAGCCGUACACAUAGUAGGAGGGGACGACGGUGAUGCAUUCAUCGGAUUUGCAACCGACGAAGAUGCAAGACAAGCAAUGCGACGAGAUCGUGGACAGAUACAUGGACAGGAGGUUCGUCUGACUUAG